ACAGUAGUUGAGUUUGCAAAAAUUCAUGGAAGAAAUGAGGCUAGUUGUCAGUUCAACUUAGAACCAACAAUGAUUGGUAGGUGGAUUAAAGCUUCUGAAAAAUGGGAUAAAUCUGUAAAAAAUAAAACUAAGGCAUUAGGUUCAGGAAGAAGAAAAACUCUACGAAUGGAUUAUUGA
Messenger RNA from Entrophospora candida, 177 nucleotides. The record is from the annotation of a GenBank genome assembly. Lineage: Eukaryota; Fungi; Glomeromycota; Glomeromycetes; Entrophosporales; Entrophosporaceae.